AUGGCAGCGAUUUACCCUUCGGAAAUACAAUCGAUCCAGGACAAGCAUCCACAUCUACCUCCCAUCUUCCAAAAUGUCAACCUUGGGCAUCACAUCCAAGCCGGAGAUGCUCUCGAUGCCAAUCACCUUUAUGAAGCACGGGCUGUUGCUGAUACCCUGCGAGGGUUCCAAAAAUUGAACAUCGCACCUGGGGUUAUCACCGAGGAUGUUGUCCACACCUCAGACCUUCGCGCAACUGCCAUCGAGAACGCAGCUGCGGCUGUGGUUUUUUCUCCUGCAAAUCUUCAGCAGCAGCUCGCAAUGAUGCAGCAACAACUAGCAGCACUGGCCAUCGAUUGCGCAGCUGGCCGUGCGGAAACUGUCAAUGCUCAAAUCCGAACACGAAACCGCCUGGUUGCCCCGGAUGUCCUUGAUAUGGUUCAGAAAUCGGUUCCAGGACCUGGCUUGGACCUUGUACAGGCUGUAUGGAAUGUAAUUGACCCUGCCGCCCAAGGGCAGCUCCUCCAGUAUUUCAACAACCACCCAGUAGGACCGAUUGGCUCGCGCCCACCUGGUGUUGCUGGCAACAUUGACACUUUGACUCAUCAGACGAUUCUCAAGAUCAUAUUCUAUUACAACGAGAACCUAGGGAUUGCUGCUGGGGAUGGUCUGCCGGAGCGGAAGGUGGCCGUGCGACGUUUUCUGAAUGGUUUAUAA
Cyclocybe aegerita is the source of this 696-nucleotide messenger RNA. Lineage: Eukaryota; Fungi; Basidiomycota; Agaricomycetes; Agaricales; Hemipholiotaceae. The record is from the annotation of a GenBank genome assembly.